GGCUCCGGCUCCGGCCCGGCAGGUGGUGGGGGAGGCUCCGCCUCCCGCGCAGGCGGCUCCGCUAAGCCCACGUAGCGCUGGCGCUGCCCGGCCCCGGAGGCGGUGAGGUGUUGCGGGGCGCGCCACUUGCCGCGCAGCCAUGAGCUUCAAUCGCACGGAGAGCGACUGGCAGGGGCUGGUGGGCGAGUAUCUCGUAUGUAAAAGAAAGCUAGAAAGUAAAAAGGAAGCAUUGCUGAUACUUUCCAAGGAACUGGACACAUGUCAACAGGAGAGAGACCAAUACAAGCUUAUGGCCAAUCAGCUGCGGGAACGUCACCAGUCACUGAAAAAGAAAUACCGGGAGCUGAUUGAUGGGGAUCCCUCUCUUCCUCCUGAAAAAAGGAAACAGGCUAAUCUUGCCCAACUAUUGAGUGAUUCUCGGGAUCGAAAUAAGCACCUGGGAGAAGAAAUUAAACAACUUCAACAAAGACUGGGAGAAGUACAAGGAGACAACAAGCUCCUUAGAAUGACAAUAGCAAAACAAAGACUUGGAGAUGAAGAAGUUGGGGCGCGCCACUUUGCAGCACACGAGCGUGAAGACCUUGUUCAGCAGCUGGAGAAAGCACGAGAACAAAUUGAGACUCUGGAACAUGAUCUUCAAGCCGCGUUGGAUGAACUGCAGGAUGUAAAGGAAGAACGCUCUUCUUACCAAGAUAAAACAGACCGACUCAACCAAGAGCUUAAUCACAUCCUGGGAGGACAUGAAAAUCGCAUCAUUGAUGUAGAUGCCCUGUGUAUGGAAAACAGAUACCUUCAAGAGAGAUUAAAGCAACUUCAAGAGGAGGUCAACCUUCUUAAAUCUAAUAUUUCUAAGUACAAGAAUGCUCUAGAGAGACGGAAAAAUUCAAAGAUUCACAGUAGAUCCAGCAGCAGUGCACUGACUGGAGUCCUUUCUGCAAAGCAAGUCCAAGAGUUGUUAUCGGAGGACCAUGGUUGUAGCCUACCCGCCACGCCGCAGUCCAUUUCAGAUCUCAAAUCUUUGGCUACUGCCUUGCUGGAGACUAUCCAUGAGAAAAACAUGGUCAUACAACACCAAAGGCAAACCAACAAAAUUCUAGGUAAUCGGGUGGCAGAAUUAGAGAAGAAGCUGAGAACUUUGGAAAUUUCUGGUUUGUGGAGUCUUCCAGGCCUGAGCUACAAUGUCUCAGUGGGAUUUGGGAGUGGAAAAGAUACCAUAACAUUCAGUGACCCAACUCUGCCUGUUCUACAGAGGUCAAGAUCGCCAUUGCUAACAUUUGCUGACAAGCCACAACAGAAUCAAGCACAGAGGCAUGAAGCAAAACAGAAUGGAAAACAAGAUGAAAUUUAUGCUGUUUCAACAGAGUUGACAGUUCCAGAGGAAGCUGCUACGGUCUACGACAAUUCCCAAGCGAACAUAAAUAACAGUAACCAAACGAAGCCUUUUCAUCCCUCAUUACCCAAGUUUCCUUCUGAGGAGGAAGAAAUAAACAGUCUUGGAAGUAAAAUAAUUAAAUUGACAGAAGAACAGGCAGCUGCAGAACUGGAAGGGAGCAGAACAGAAAGUCUACCAGAGGGCCGGAGUACAAUGGACCAAUCAGAACUUAGCAGCUCAUCCAAGGAAGAGUCCCCCUUAUCCAGCCCUGACCCAUUUGACCCUGUGGAGCCAUCAAAUUCCAAGAAUGAGCAUGCAGCUGAAAAUUGGGUCCUGAAAGACCGUGAGGAAAUCUCAGAGAAUGAAUGUGAAAAUGUAAGUAAGAGAGAGGGUGGAAAUGGCAACACACUGGACGCUGAAGACACAGAAGGAUGUGGAGAACUAACUGUUUCAACCUCUGACUUAAGCAACAUCUCCAGUAAUCCCCCUGAACCUGAGUGUGACAAAUCAUCUGAUCCUUCUGAAUGCUCCGAAUAUUUGGAUAACAGCAUGGCUUGUGGUAUGAAAUCCAAGAUCUCAAGCUUCUCCCUUUCAUCCUCUUACAGUGGAAGCUGUACUGCCAUGAGUACGGAUAGUCACCGAAUUAAUCUGCCAUAGAAUUGGGUUUUUUACAUGGGUCUGUCAGCAUUUGUCCAUUAAAAAGAUGUUUUUCUAUUAACAUUGACUGUGCUUAACCAAAAUAAUGUAAAUAUAUAAAAUGGAUAGAACUUGAAAAUGAUGGGGGCCAGGGUUAAUGAUGGCUCUGGUGUUUACAGUGAUUGAAGUUUCUAGAGAGACUGACAUAAUUGAGAAAAAAUGGGGCCAGGAGACUCACCAUUAUCCUUUAUCAUGUCAAGUCCUAGCUGGGUCUCCAUAGCAUGUAUGCUCUUGUCCAAUGCACAAUGCUUACUGGUGUGUAUUUUAGGAGUUUCAAAUGGCUAUUUUCAGCAGAUGAAAAUUUGAAAUGAUAAACUAAAAGAAUGUAAAGGUAACAGGCUUUUGUUUAUUUUUCCAAACUUGUGUUCUCUCUGUGCAUACUUGCUGUGAGUGCAUAUUUAGAAUAGCAGCAUUUGAUUCCUACUGAAAAGCAAAAUGGUUUUGAAAAGUAGCCCCUGCACAUGCAGUUUCCAUCUCUUAAACCUUCAUAUCUCCUCUACAUUCCUCUCAAGUUUUCCUUCCUCCACUCGCCCCAAGGAAACACAGGGGCUUAGGCCACAAAGUAUUAAGGCCCCAUUCCAGCUGAAGCUCUUAAAGCUGCUCUAGUACAGGGAAAGUUCCCCGUGGAAGUAAAAAAAUCAUCCUAGGGGGCGUAGCAGAGCUGCCCGGGGGGUU
Trachemys scripta elegans is the source of this 2743-nucleotide messenger RNA. It is a transcript of the gene CCDC149, whose product is annotated as coiled-coil domain containing 149. The record is from RefSeq and is a predicted model, not a curated record. NCBI's taxonomy places the organism in Eukaryota, Metazoa, Chordata, Testudines, Emydidae. The transcript is spliced from 13 exons. Bases 140 to 2029 code for a protein of 629 amino acids.